AAAACGGGAAAGGGCGAGCAGGAAGGCGGAUCGCACUCGCUCUUCCUGCUCCCGGGGAUCUAGGGGGAGGGGGUUACUAUCACUUGCUGAUGCUGGGGGACAGGAUCUAGGAAGAGGAAGAUCCCCCCCCCCUCCUCCUCCCAAUCUCUCCCCAGCUUUCCCAGCAGCACCCCGGGCAAAGAGGUAAAGGAGCUGUUCUUCAGCACCGCGGAGGGAUCGGUGCAGGGGAGCUGUCCGUUUCAGCACCACCACGUUAAUGCAGUAGGUGGGAGCGGAACCCGGCGAGGCAAAGGAGAGGCGCGAGACGCGGAUCCUGCAGCAAGCCGACCGGGUCGCUUUCUUUUCAGGAGCUUUGCGGCGCGGGGGGAGGAAGGGAAACCCGUCUCGAUUCCCCGGGAGAGUCUCGCCCCCCCUCCUCUGCCCAUCUUGCCACCCCGACCGACAUCACCACCAAUAACAACUGCCGCUCUGCCGCUGUGGUGGGGUGGGGGGGGGGAAGCCAUGGCAAGCAAGACCUCGGCACCUGUUCAGCUGCAACCAAGGGCUUAUAACACCCUCGCGAGUCUCGUUCGGUGGUAGGAAGCGGGAAGAAAGGACUGAAGAGCAGACCGCGAGCCAAAAACCCCACCGGAAAAAAAACACCCAAGGAAGAUAACCGGGAAGGAAAGGGAUUUUUCAUGGCGCAGGCUGCAGAGCUAAGCAAGAAGACGGAAGGUUGCAUCUGUGCUCUUACGGUCUCUAACUGUCUAGGUCCAGAUAAUGCGAGAGUGUGUUGAGGAUGCUGUUUCUGUUGCCGCGACUGCUGCUGCUGCUGCCGUUCCCCCGUUCACUGUGGAAGCCAUCUCCAAAUUAGCCAUUACAUAUGGAAACUGGAGACCAGAAUUUUAGGAAAAGGGAUUAAGGCAUCUCAUUUUGGGGGGGGUUGUCUAUUUUUUUCCCUUUCUUUUAUUUCAUUUUUUAAAUACACAGACACACAUCUAAGAUUAACAGCCGGAACGUUUCUCUUUUUCAGAAGCCAGCCUCUUCCCGUGUGAUAUUUUUUUUCUUCUUCGUUUACACUGAUUCCGUGGGCUUUCUUACCUCCCUUUUUUAUAUACAGAUUUCUCUCUAUCGAUCUCGAAUAGAUCUCCAUUAUAGUAUUCUUAUUAUUAGAGGAAAGAUUUAUUUUUUAUUUUAGUACUAACAUACAAACCACGCGCGCGCGCAGCCCAAGAAUCAGAAGGCGGUCGGGUAUUUGUAUAAUGAAGAAUUAUGGGGCUCUUUGACAGAGGUGUUCAAAUGCUUUUAACCACCGUUGGUGCUUUCGCUGCCUUCAGCCUCAUGACCAUCGCUGUGGGGACCGAUUACUGGCUCUACUCCAGAGGGGUUUGCAAGAUGAAAGGGACCGGCGAGAAUGAAACCAGCAAAAAGAACGAGGAAGUCAUGACCCAUUCUGGAUUAUGGAGAACCUGCUGCCUGGAAGGGAAUUUUAAAGGUCUGUGUAAGCAAAUCGAUCACUUCCUCGAGGACACGGAGUAUGAAGCCGACACAGCAGAAUAUUUCCUCCGGGCUGUGAGGGCCUCUAGUAUUUUUCCGAUCCUGAGUGUGAUUCUACUUUUCAUGGGUGGACUCUGCAUUGCAGCCAGCGAGUUCUACAAAACCCGACAUAACAUCAUCCUUAGUGCCGGCAUCUUCUUCGUGUCUGCAGGUCUGAGUAAUAUAAUUGGCAUCAUUGUGUACAUAUCAGCCAAUGCUGGAGAUCCUUCGAAAAGCGACUCCAAGAAGAACAGUUACUCUUAUGGCUGGUCCUUCUACUUUGGGGCCCUGUCUUUCAUUAUAGCCGAGAUGGUGGGAGUGCUGGCCGUACACAUGUUUAUUGACCGGCACAAACAGCUGCGUGCCAGUGCUCAUGCCACGGACUACCUCCAGUCCUCUGCCAUCACCCGCAUACCCAGCUACCGCUACCGCUAUCAGAGACGCAGUCGCUCCAGUUCCCGUUCCACUGAGCCUUCACACUCCAGGGAUGCCUCUCCUGUCGGGAUCAAAGGAUUCAACACCCUCCCAUCAACAGAGAUCUCGAUGUAUACCUUGACCAGGGACCCCCUGAAGGCUGCCACCACUCCCACCGCCACCUACAAUUCAGACAGGGAUAACAGCUUCCUCCAGGUUCACAACUGUAUCCAGAAAGAAAACAAGGACUCUAUCCACACUAACACAGCCAACCGCCGGACCACCCCCGUAUGAAGCCAUCAAGAGGGGCUGAAAAUGGGGGCAGGGAAGGUGGGAGUGGGAAUUGGGUGCAAGACGGGAGGGAGCAGUGGGGGCGGGCAGGGAGGGAGAGGAGAAAGCAACCAUGGGGAAACCUUCCAAAAGCAAAAAAAAAAAAACUUAAGUGAAACAUCUGAAAAGAAACAACAAAAAGUUUAAAAAAAGGAAAAAACAAAAAACAAAAAACUUCAAAAAAAUCAAGAGAAAGAAAUAUAAAAAAUAGAAAAUAAAUUUAAAAGAAAAUGCAUGAUUUCCCAUGUACCAUUAUUUUAACAUUUAAUAAAAACAGAUUUAAAAAAGGAACCGAGAAAUAACAAAAAAAAUAUUAAAACAUAAAGCGGGAAGAGGAGGCAGCUCUUUGGAUCUUUUUGUUUGUUUUAGACUUUAAUUUUACAUUUUCUUUUCACUUUUAACCCACUGUGGACUUGCAGAUUCCUGAGGAUCUCCGGGGGCAGGCGGUAGUGAAAUGCAGUGAUUUUGGUGUCACAGUAGAUGCCUGUUUGCACAUGUAUGGUGGCCUGCCUAAAUUUACCAAACCCUCUGGAGUGACUAAUGAUUCAACAUGAUCUUGUUAGUCCACAGGGCUUAACAGUGACUCUCCUGUCAUUGGAGAUUCCAGGGAUUACCGUUGAUUCACUGAUCUCCAGGUCUCAGGAAGCUAAGGUUGACCAGCUCAGCCCCACUAGCCUGCGAUUAACCUGGGGUUAACAGUUACAUUGCAAAAAAAAACACAGAACAAAAAAAGCUUCAUAAAAAGAGUGGCAAUUUUUUAACAAAAGAAAACCAACUAUAAAUAAAUGUAAAUAUAAUAAGUGGAUUUACUUGUAAGAAAGCCAGAUCGUAUUUUUCUUUUCAUUUUCUUUUUUUUUUCAGCUUGAAAAAAACUGUGAAAACUAAUAUCUUAGGGGUUGAGAGGCUUCUAAAGAGAAAA
Messenger RNA from Sphaerodactylus townsendi, 3178 nucleotides. RefSeq names its product calcium voltage-gated channel auxiliary subunit gamma 2 (gene CACNG2). Gene Ontology annotation, molecular function: channel regulator activity; voltage-gated calcium channel activity. Gene Ontology annotation, biological process: neurotransmitter receptor internalization; neurotransmitter receptor transport, postsynaptic endosome to lysosome; transmission of nerve impulse. Gene Ontology annotation, cellular component: postsynaptic density membrane; voltage-gated calcium channel complex; AMPA glutamate receptor complex. The record is from RefSeq and is a predicted model, not a curated record. Lineage: Eukaryota; Metazoa; Chordata; Lepidosauria; Squamata; Sphaerodactylidae. The transcript is spliced from 4 exons. The coding region runs from base 1252 to 2223 and encodes 323 amino acids.